AUGCCAGCUGAUCGCUGGCAGUCCAUAGACGGCUUGGUCUCUGUCGGAGGCGACGGUCUCUUCAACGAGUUACUCUCUGGUGCUCUCUUACGUACUCAAAAAGAUGCGGGAACAAAUAUCGAUGAUCCGGAUACGGAGCAUCUGCAGACUCCUCAUAUCAGAUUCGGUAUCAUUGGUGCUGGAUCAGCGAAUUCCAUUGUUAGUACUGUACAUGAGACGACUGAUUAUGCGACUGCAGCAGUGCACAUCGCCAUCGGUUCGGAGUGUAAUGUGGACGUGUGUACGGUACACCAGAACGACCACUUGAUACGAAUCUCGGCCAAUGCAAUCUCGUACGGUUGGCUGGGCGAUGUGCUUAAAGACUCUGAGCGUUACCGAUGUCUAGGUCCUAUACGGUACCAAUGGAGCGCUCUGCGAACCACAAUUCGUCAUCCAAUCUAUCGAGGAAAAGUGUCAUUCUCGCUGUCACGAAAAGAAACUGAAGAUCCCAAAGCAGUGCUACCCGCCUUGCAUUAA
Molecule: messenger RNA, 516 nt
Organism: Cooperia oncophora
Lineage: Eukaryota; Metazoa; Nematoda; Chromadorea; Rhabditida; Trichostrongylidae
Source: the annotation of a GenBank genome assembly